UUCUGUUCUCUCUCCGAGUGCCUGAUAAGUGUUUCUUACCCCUGAUAACUGGGACCUGUGGGAGCACUCAGACGCGAUUUGGCUUCUAUCCGCCCACCCAGCGCUGUGAGGAGUACAACUACAGUGGCUGUGGGGGCAACGAGAACAGCUUUGAGACAAGACUGGACUGUGAGACCGUCUGUAAUGGUAUACCGAGUCGUCAGAUUCACAUUGACACCCAUUUCAUAAUUCUUAUGCGCUCGGAAAUCUGUUUCCUGCCUAUUCGCACGGGUCCCUGCCACACCCGCAGCACACGAUACGGAUAUUUUCCCCCACUGAGGAGGUGUGUUCGAUACUCCUACGGUGGCUGUCGAGGCACUCUGAACAACUUUCUCACCGAGGUGGAAUGCAAGCAAUUGUGUAAAGGUAUCCCAUUGAGAGGCAUGCUUCACCUCUCUUCCUUUCCUCCACCCCCAAAGGGGGGAAAGUGCAUGUUGCGUCUGCAUCUCAAGGCUCAUAUGGUCUUCUUCCUCUCUCAUCAAUGUUCUAGACUGGACACAGAAUUCAGUUUUAGAAAUGGCUCUGCAUGA
Molecule: messenger RNA, 569 nt
Organism: Hydatigera taeniaeformis
Lineage: Eukaryota; Metazoa; Platyhelminthes; Cestoda; Cyclophyllidea; Taeniidae
Source: the annotation of a GenBank genome assembly